CCCUACAUCAAGAACAAAUCUAACUUCCAGAAUCAUGUAAAUUUCCGUUUUUAUUAUUUAAAAAACCCCACACCGAUAGAUGUUUAUUCAUUAGGAGCUCUUAAGCAUCACUGACGUCUAAAGGUGCGUAAAAUCACCAUGAAACACAAGCAAUAAAAUUUUCCAAGUCGCCAUGAAGCAAAAUGAAAGUCGGUCACACGCCAAGAACGAUAACUCUCAGCACGGAACAAAUCGAACGGAGUUGACAAGUCGACACUGGAAGGACGAUCUUUUUAACUUUUUUGAUUCGCACAUCCGCGAAUUGCAAUAUGGUUUUUAUGGUCUUGGUAUUUUGGGAUGUGUUCUGAUCUUAAAAUCAACCAGAGCAACUACAAAGUUCACAUCAGUGGGUCAAAUACCUACAAGCUACAUAGAAAAGAAUGUGACGCUACAAGGAAAUGUCCGCUAUGUGACAGACACAGGGUCAUUACUAACUCAACACCAGCCUAUACUACAAACACCCACGUGGCUAUCAUCUCAAAAUGAUGAGGGUUUACUUCCAGUUGAAAUAAUUGGCGUUGCAGUGACACCUGGUGGUCGGAAGUGGCUUAUUGAUAGCAUCAAAGACAGACAUGUAUGGUUCAAACUCCUCCGAUCCUCACCAUCAUCGGUACAGUGUAUUGUGUAUAGGAAACCUGGAUUCUUGCGAAAAGUAAACGUCAAUGAAGAACUGAUAAAAAUGGGUUUUGGUAAAGUUCAUUUUGUUGAAGACCAACCUUUUUCCGACAGUCACCUGCAUGGGCAAGUUCUUGAAAGGUUACUCAAACUGGAAUCGGUUGCGGAAAGGAAAGGUCUUGGCAUGUGGAAAGCAACAAAAGAAAACAAAAUUGAAAAAGUUGCAAUCUUUCAUAAACUGAAAAACUUAAUUUUAUUUCCAGUGAAAUAUUUUAGAAAGCAGUCAUCAGAGAAAAAAGGAUUUUGAUUAGCAGCUAAGACAAUUUUUGUAUUCAGAUAUAUCCCAAUAUGGAUUCCUUGUAUGACAGUACCAUGUAGGUUUCACUAUAUUAUUUACAGCAGCAGCAACAGUAUUUCAAAGGUUAAAUCUAUUGUAAAGUUAAAACCUGACAAAAAGGUUGUACCAAGUGGUAGUCAAAUAUCACGAGAUGACUACAUGUUUGUCUGCUUUCAUUUUCAAUAAAGGCUAAUUGAGUUUUAUAAAAUCUAUUGAAAAUCCUUCAUUAAAAGAAAACCGGACCAAGAGUCAGUAUAAUGUACAUGUAGUACUGGAAACAUUCCAUUCACAUCAUGUAAGUGGACCCAUUAAAAGAAAACCGGACCAAGAGUCAGUAUAGUGUACAUGUAGGUACUGGAAACAUUCCAUUCACAUCAUGUAAGUGGACCCAUUAAAAGAAAACUGGACCAAGAGUCAGUAUAAUGUACAUGUAGGUACUGGAAACAUUCCAUUCACAUCAUGUAAGUGGACCCAUUAAAAGAAAACCGGACCAAGAGUCAGUAUAAUGUACAUGUAGGUACUGGAAACAUUCCAUUCACAUCAUGUAAGUGCACCCAUUAAAAGAAAACCGGACCAAGAGUCAGUAUAGUGUACAUGUAGGUACUGGAAACAUUCCAUUCACAUCAUGUAAGUGCACCCAUUCUCGGAGUGGUUUUUUCCCAUCCAAACCAGUGACCCACGAUUGGUAUAUCAAAGAUCAUGGUAUGUGCUGUCUAGUCUCUGGGAAAUUGCAUAUAAAAGAUCCCAUGUUGCUAAUUAAAAAAUGUAGUGAUGGUCCCUUUUUUUUCUGAUAACGUUUGGAACCUUUAGCUUAGGUAUUUUGUAAAAUUCUUUGCAGCGCUACAUUGGAAUAAUACUUUAGGCAUGCAAAUUAAACAGCGAAAUAGAGUUAAACCAUGUAUAAUAUAGCUCAUAGUUCAUAAUUUUAUUAUAAAGUUAACCCUUAAGGAAGGCUUUUAACAAAAUAAAGAAAAUAUAUGAUACAAGUAUGUAUGUAUGCCCACAUAAAACUGUCAGAUCAAAUGUCGGAAUUUAAUGUGCUUAUAUCAAAUUAAUGUUCAAACACACUCACUGGGGGCACAGACUCUUGACUUCCGCCAGAAAAUGUGUCCCAAAUGAGAAAAGGGGGUAGGGGUAAAAGAAAGCAACUGAAAUUUGGACCAAAAAAAUUAAUGGAUACAUAUUUUGUAAAAUUAAUAGACAAAAACUAAAUUUGUUUAUGUAUAUCCAAAUGUUUUAUUUUUAUUUGUUUAAAUUUGUACGCAAUUUAGACGGCUCACUAAUUUAAAAAUAUUUUGAUCGGACUAUUAAGACAAAUUUUGAACCAGAUCUGAAAUUAGUCAGAGUUUAGAACCUUUUAUUUGCCCAAUGGUGGGUUUAUACAAAAUGAAAAUUUGGCUUACCAUAAAUUCAACUAUAUAUUAAAUUUAUAAUUAAUAAUAAUUAAUCAUCAAAGUUUAUUAAAGUAUAUGUAAGGAGCGGGAAGUAAAGCAAGGUCCACUUAGGCUUUCAUUUUAAUUAAUGUAUGGACCAGCCCCACUCCGCACCCCCACUCCGCACCCCCACUCCGCACCCCAACAUAGACCCACAAAACAUUUAAAUUAUUUACUAAAAUUUCAUAUACCACAAUAAAAAUAAUAAUAUCGAGGAUAUAAUUAUGUAAAGGGCGAAAAACUGGGCAGAGUUUAGUUAAUAUUCUGUUAUCCCAGUACCCGGCCCAGUCACGCACCCCAACACAGCUCCAAGAUAAUUAUAUUUAUAUAUACUAGUUUGUUCUUUUAAUUUAAAUCUUAAAAUGUAAGUGUAUUUGGCUCAGUUCCAAAACUGCGAUGCCUGUUGUGACAAAACCCAUUGUCCAUUGUUCUUCUAUCCAUCUGUCAACUUCUCUUUUGAAGUCUUUUUGACUGGACUGUUCUAAAGCUUGGUACUAUGAUCUGUCAACUUCUCCUUUGAAGUCUUUUUGACUGGACUGUUCUAAAGCUUGGUACUAUGAUCUGUCAACUUCUCCUUUGAAGUCUUUUUGACUGGACUGUUCUAAAGCUUGGUACUAUGAUCUGUCAACUUCUCCUUUGAAGUCUGUUUGACUGGACUGUUUGGAAGCUUGGUACUAUGAUCUGUCAACUUCUCCUUUGAAGUCUAUUUGACUGGACUGUUCUAAAGUUUGGUACUAUGAUCUGUCAACUUCUCCUUUGAAGUCUGUUUGACUGGACUGUUCUAAAGUUUGGUACUAUGAUCUGUCAACUUCUCCUUUGAAGUCUAUUUGACUGGACUGUUCUAAAGCUUGGUAAUAUGAUCCUUUGGGGAACACUUUACAAACUAAUAGCGAUAUAUUGUGAACAGUUUUGAUCUUUUGAAUUUUUAUUUAAAAAAAAAUAAAUGAAAAUGUGAAAGUCUACCUUCUCUUUGAGUUUUGAUUGGAUAGUUCUAAAAUUAUAGUCCAUCCCAUCAUCCUAAAAAAAAAAAAAAAAUCAGUUUGGUUUGACAUAAGAAAAAAGUAAAAGUAUUUUGGAAAUAACAGAAAAAUACAAUUUUUGUGUGCAUUAAUGACCAAACAUUGCUAAUCUGCAAGAGUAGUAAUGAAGCAUUGGAUUUGUUCUGUUAUUCUCAAAAUGAAGUAUUGCAUUGACCUUGUUAGACAUGCCUCUGAUUAAACAAAGGGUCGGGGUGUAGCACAGUGGUAAAGCACACAUCUGAUGCACGGUCGGUCUAGAGUCGAUCCCUUUCGAUGGGUCCAUUGGGCUAUUUUUUUGUUCCAGCCAGUUGUUAAAAACUGGUGUAACAAAGGCCGUGGUAUGUCCUGUCAUGUCAUGGAUGAUGUAUAUAAAAGAUCUGUUGCAGCAAAUCGGAAGUAGUAGUCUAUUUUGUGGUGACAGCAGGUUUCCUCUCUCAUCUAUGUGGUCUGAUGCCAUAUAACUGUAAGUAAUGUGUUAAGUGAUGUUAAAUAAAAUAUUCUUUCAUUCCUUUCUUCUGAUUAAACAUUUAAUUUACAUAGCCUUGUUACAUGGUUGCUUGUCUUAUGAAUUUGAAUGUAUGUAUAUAAGAUUUUAGUUCAGUAUGUGUGUACAGUUUGUAAAUAAGUGUCAUCAGUGAUUAAAAAGUAAAUAAAAAACAGGA
This is a messenger RNA of Gigantopelta aegis, 4105 nucleotides long. RefSeq names its product protein C3orf33 homolog. The transcript has 5 exons. NCBI's taxonomy places the organism in Eukaryota, Metazoa, Mollusca, Gastropoda, Neomphalida, Peltospiridae. The coding region runs from base 173 to 961 and encodes 262 amino acids. The record is from RefSeq and is a predicted model, not a curated record.